Molecule: messenger RNA, 984 nt
Organism: Fusarium mangiferae
Lineage: Eukaryota; Fungi; Ascomycota; Sordariomycetes; Hypocreales; Nectriaceae
Exons: 3
Coding region: 1-984 (327 amino acids)
Molecular function (GO): dioxygenase activity
Source: RefSeq, a predicted model, not a curated record
AUGGGAAAUUAUACUAGCACAGUGGCGUCGGGCGCCUCGGAUGGCGACUCACCAGAGAUGAAGCAGUAUCUCAGCCAACUACCAUCGAAGAACUUGGAGCCUCUUUGGUCACAGAUGAGCAUGAUGGUGCCGCCGACGCCAAACCCCACAGCAAAGCCUCAUAUGUGGACAUACAAAGAAGCCUUGCCUCAUUUAGAGACAGCCGCCAAAUUGGUGCCAGAAGAAAAGGCUGAACGGAGAGUCUUGAUGCUAGUGAACCCAAGCAUGCAAUCACCAUACACAACAGAUACUAUUUAUGGAGGUCUUCAGAUCGUCAAUCCUGGCGAGACAGCGCCAGCACAUAGACAUCUUGCCUUCGCAGCUCGCUUCAUCAUCGAUGGUGAAGGUUUCACAGCUGUUGAGGGCAAGAAGAUGCCCCUCGUCAGAGGUGAUGUUGUCAUCACACCAAUCUGGCACUGGCAUGACCAUGGAAACGAGAGUGAUAAGCCAGUCGUCUGGCUAGAUAUGUUGAACCUACCUUUGUUCCGCUUUGCUCCAGUUCACUUUGCCGAGGGCUAUUCUGACCCACGCUAUCCCAGCGAACAUUGCGACCCAUGCGAGUUCCGUUUCCCAUGGGCUCCCGUUGAGGAAGAACUCAACGCUGACAAGAGCGACUACUCUACCUAUCACUAUAAGCUCUCAAAUGGAAAGCCUUUAUCAACAUUCCUCGGCGUUCAGGCCGAGAGACUGGGCCCUGGUGCCACGGCGGAAUCACAAGAAAGCCAGUCCUAUCUUUAUCACUGCUAUGAAGGAAAGGGUCGCACUGAACUUGUGACGCCGACGGGGGAGACGAUGACGUUCAAGUGGGAGGCACGCGAUACUUUUGCUGUACCCUCAUGGUGCAAGGUUAAGCAUAUUAAUGAGUCUACCACGGAGCAAGCAUACCUGGUGGCUUGUCACGAUGGUCCAUUCCUUGAAUGUUUGGGUAUUCAACGAAGAAAGUAG